Messenger RNA from Entrophospora candida, 2262 nucleotides. The record is from the annotation of a GenBank genome assembly. Lineage: Eukaryota; Fungi; Glomeromycota; Glomeromycetes; Entrophosporales; Entrophosporaceae.
AUGUCUACUUACAAAACUUCUGAGCCACGAUUAGAGGAUGAUUUAUUUUCAGAACGAGCUCGUUUCUUUAUGGAAUUUUUAGAAGCCGAGAGCAUUACUGGAACAGAAAGUAGUUAUAAAGCUUCGGUUGAAUCUUUGCUUAAAAAUAAACAGAAACGUUUAAUUAUCAAUUUGAAUACCCUAAGAAAUUAUAAUCCUGAAUACGCACAAAAUCUUAUAGAAUUUCCCAAUGAUUUUAUACCACCAUUUCAAAAGGCUCUUAAGGAUGCCGUAAUUGCCUGCAAUGAUCUAAUUAAUUUUAUGCCUAAAAAAAAACUUGAAGAUCAACAAUUUUAUGUGGGAUUUAGUGGUAGUUUUUUUCAUCAUUUGAAUCCAAGAACUUUGAAAUCAAUCCAUUUAUCAAAAUUAAUUAGCAUUGAGGGAAUUGUAUCACGAUGUUCAUUUGUUAGAUUAAAACUUGCAAAAAGUGUUCAUCACUGUGGAAAAACUGGGGAAUUCCAUCAAAAAGAAUACAGAGAUUUUACAACAAUAGGAAAUUUCAUACCUACAUCAAAUGCCUAUCCAACUGAAGAUGGAAACGGAAAUCAAUUGACCACUGAAUUUGGAUAUUCAGUUUAUCGUGAUCAUCAAACAAUCUGUCUUCAAGAAAUGCCGGAAAAAGCUCCUGCUGGUCAACUGCUAAGAUCAAUCGAUAUAGUAUUAGAUGAUGACUUGGUCGACAAGGUAAAACCUGGUGAUCGCAUCCAAUUGGCUGGCAUUUAUAGAGCUAUUGGAAAACCAAAGAUUGCAAAACAAAGAAAAGAUGACAUAUUUGAAUUUCUCACUAAAUCGUUAGCACCUUCAAUAUAUGGUCAUGAAUACAUCAAAAAAGCCAUUUUGUUAUUGUUAUUAGGCGGCAAAGAGCAAAAUUUAACCAGUGGUGAUCCAUCCACUGCCAAAUCACAAUUACUUCGCCGCGUAUUAAACAUAGCACCUCUUUGUAUUGCAACCACUGGUCGUGGAUCAUCUGGUGUAGGCUUAACUGCUGCAGUUACAAGGGAUAAAGAAACAGGUGAAAGAAGUCUUGAUGCAGGUGCAAUGGUUCUUGCUGAUCGUGGUGUAGUUUGUAUUGAUGAGUUUGAUAAAAUGACUGAUGUGGAUCGUGUUGCAAUCCAUGAAGUUAUGGAACAACAAACUGUAACUAUUGCAAAAGCCGGUAUUCACACUUCUCUUAAUGCUCGGUGUAGUUACGAUGUUCAUAAAACGCCAGCACAAAAUAUUGCACUACCAGAUUCAAUCUUAUCACGUUUUGAUUUAGUGUUUGUAAUAACAGACGAUAUAGAUAAUACUAGAGAUCGUGUUAUUUCCCAACAUGUUUUACAUUUACACCGGUAUCGUCCACCAAAUUUGGAAGAGGGCACUCCAAUCAAGGAUAGUCAACAACAAACCAUCUUUAUGAAACACGAUGAUACUAAUAAUGGUACCGAAGAACCUACUCCAGUUUAUAUACAAACUAAUUAUCAAUCUAUUCAACAACAAGACCCUAAUGGAGAUGGUGUUGACGGUGGUGGCAGUAGUAGUAGAUCUCUUUCUUUGAGAGCAAAGGAAAAUGAACAACAAAUUUUAACUUCAGAAUUUUUUAAGAAAUAUAUUCAAUAUGCGAAAUCGUUGCCUCAACCUACUGUAUCUAAAAAAGCAGCAGAGUACAUUGUAAAUGUAUGGGUAGAACUUCGUAAUGCUAAUAUGGCUGAACGACAAACUAGGACAGCGCCUAUUACACCUCGUGCUCUAGACUCAUUAUUUCGUUUAGCUACAGCACAUGCGAAAGCACGCUUACGCGAAAAGGUUACUGUAAAGGAUGCAAAAGUAGCAGAAGAAAUUGUAAGGUUUGCCUUAUUCAAGGAAGUAAUUAAUAAGAAAGCUAAAAGACGUAAUAGACGUAAUAAUCAUAAAAGACGUAGAGUAAGUGUUAAUUCACGUGCUGAUGAAGGCGAUAAAGGCAAAGGUAGAAUGGAAGUAGACUCGCCUCCAAAAGGAGAUGAAAACACAAAUCAAUCAACUUUAUCACAAAAUCGAUAUGAAACGUUCAGAGAACUAUUCAGCAAAAUCACAUCAAAGUUUUCAUCGAAAAUAAAGUAUGAUGAAUUACUCGAGGAAAUAAAUAAAUUAACAGCAGAAAAGAAUAUAGAACAUUUUGAUGUUGAAGAAAUGAAAUCUGCUUUGGAAGCAAUGGAAAAAGAUGGCAAAGCAUUGCGUACAGAUGAUUCUGUCUUUCUAAUAUAA